This is a messenger RNA of Lachnellula hyalina, 702 nucleotides long. Its product is annotated as 2,3-dihydroxyphenylpropionate/2,3-dihydroxicinnamic acid 1,2-dioxygenase. The transcript is spliced from 2 exons. Lineage: Eukaryota; Fungi; Ascomycota; Leotiomycetes; Helotiales; Lachnaceae. Bases 1 to 702 code for a protein of 233 amino acids. The record is from RefSeq and is a predicted model, not a curated record. Gene Ontology annotation, molecular function: oxidoreductase activity; ferrous iron binding.
AUGGGCAAAGUCAUUGCAGCAGUGGGCAUGUCCCAUGCCCCGGGCGCUCUUGCCUUCCCCGAAACCUGCCCCAUAGACAUUCGCAAGAAACUUGAAGACGCCUCUCUCGAUCUCGGGGAGUCGCUCGCAGCAGGCAAGCCUGCUGUGAUAUUCGCUUUUCUCGACGACCAUUUCGAGAAUUUCUUCCGAAACCACAUGCCUAGCAUUGCAAUCGGAGUAGCAGACUCGCAUGUUGGACCAGCAGACCAAUGGAUGGAGACUCUGCGCAUCAAAGAAAAGACUGUGUUCCCUGGUGCCCCAGAUAUUGCUGGGCAUGUCCUUGCCGAGCUCGUGGAAAAUGGUUUUGAUGUCUCGAGAGCUGGAUCAACGGAAUAUGGCAACAACCUGCUCAUACCCUGGAUCCUAAUGAAUCCUGGAAUUACAUGUCCUAUCAUUCCCAUUUUCAUCAACGUCUUUACACCUCCUCUGAUCCCUUACCGCCGUGCCUACGCUCUUGGUGAAGCCAUCGCUGCUGCCGUAGAAACCCUACCCGCAGACACGAAAGUGGCCUACCUGUGUACCGGAGGUCUUUCUCACUGGCCCCCUUACUGGAAUGAACACCAAGCCUCGCCAGACGACAAGUUCAUGCAGCGCAUGAAGCGUUACCAAACCGAAGGCAAAGAGUACCUGAACUGUUUGUCGAGUUCGACGAUUACGAAUUGA